GGAUGUCGGCUGCCACGCACAUGGCGCUGCCGGCUCACGCCAUCGUCCCGCCGCCGCCGGGAACGCCACCGGUGGCACUGGGGGGCAGCGGGUGCUCCAAUCUCAGCCUGCCGCCGGGCAAGCGCGGCCACAAGCGCAGCGUUUCGCUGGAGAAUAACGCCCCGUUGACGCUGCGCAGCACUCCCAGUUUGGGCCACCAAUCCUCGCUGGGAUCGCCGCUGCUGCAGUUCGGGCUGCAGGCUCAAGGUCACGGGCAACAGCAGCAGCAGGCCUUCCACACGGGCACGCUGAAGUCGCGCCAGGAGCAGCGCCGGCUGAGCCAGAAGUUUGGGAGCCACAGCAACCUGGAUGACGAGGGCGUGGGAGUGGGCUUCCAGAUGCGCAGCAAGUUCCAGAACAUCCGUCAGAUGUUCGAGCUGAGUCGCAGCUGUGUGGGCGGCGGCGGAGGAGGCGGGGGAGGCGAUGGCAGGGGGGGCGGGGCCGAGGAGGAGGCAAUGCAAUCUCUGCCAGCAACAUUGCCGCAGCAGCAGCAGCAGCAACAGAGGCGGACCACGCCCAUAGCCGGCGGAAGUCGCCAGCAGCAACAACAAUUGGGCGAGGCGGAACAGACCAGCGGCAACUUUCUGCGACCGAUCGCCUUCAAGCCGAUUCCAUUUGAGCCGGACUAUCGCAUCGCCUGCCAGCAGCAGCAGCAGCACCAGCAGCAAUUGCAGUUGCAACAGCAGCAGCAACAGCUGCAGCUGCAACACCACCAACAGCAGCAACAGCAACAGCAGCAGCAACAACAGCAACACCAACAGCAACAUCAGGCGCUGCCGCUGCCGGCGGAGGGCGGGACUGAGCGGUAUGGCUACGGAUCGACUCCGUCACUUGCCCCACUGCCCACCGCAUCAGCCCAGAAAUUUGGCAGUACCACCGAUCUGCGACAUCUGGCCGCCCGGCGUCGCAAUCAUCGUUUGCUGCAGCGUUCCAGCAAUGAGGAUGCCCUGACCCUUGACCUCUUGAGCACCGGAAGCCACGACAGACCCGAUGGGGCCAGCAGCAAAAGCAGCGGCACAGUGGUGGGCAGCAGCGACCUGACUCCCUCGCCCUCGGAUUCCGGGAUCUCGGAACUGGAGGCGGCCCUCAAGGAUCGCGACUCGGAGCUCUCGUACCUGCGACAGGCGAUGGAGCACAAUGAGAAAGACAAGGAGGUGUACUGGGAGCACGAGACGCAGCGCCUGAGGCUCUUCUACGAGGGCCAGCAGCGCGAGUGCCAGCUGAAGCUGCGCAAGAUGGAGCAGCUAUUGGGGCUGCAGCAGUUCCAGCUGAAACAGCACAAGCUGCGCCAGUCGGAGCAGGUGAAUCGGCUGCAGCAGCAGCUCGAUUUGGCCAGGGACUCCGGCCAGGGGCUGCAGCAGCAGGUGGACGCACUGCGUCACCAGCUGGAGGACAGCGAGUGGCGGGUCUGCGAGCGCAACGGGGAGAUAGCUUUACUCAAGACGCAGCUCAAGGAGGCGCAUCUGGAAAUCAACAUGAAGGAUCAUGCGAUUGUCAGCCUGAAGCACAGCAGCAACAGGAGCAGCAACAGCAACAUUAAGUCCUGUGAAUCAACAACACCAAGCCAAAGUCAACCAAAGCAGCAGGCGAAGGAGGAACAGCAACAGCAGCAACAUCAGCAGGAAUUGCAACAGCAACAGAAGCCACAAAAUCAGCCCGACCAGCAGCAGCUGCAGAAGAUCAUCGCCCUGAAGGAUCAGGUGAUCGGAGCCCUUACCAGCGAACUGGCCAAGCUGCGCAAGGAGCUCUCCGAUCUGGCCAUUGCCCAUGAGUACGGCGAGGAGCCGUGUGGCCGGUACACUCGGCUCAAGCAGCAGCUGGACAACCUGAACGAGAUCUGCCAGAAGACGCGAAAGUAUGCCACUGCGACUCCGGCUGUUAGCCCGGAUUUGGCGCUGCCCAAGCUGGAUGUCCUGGUGCAGCGAUUGCAACUGGAUCAGGGACAGGGAUCGGGACAGGGAUCAGGACAGGCGGGACAGCAAACGCUGGACACCCUCAUCGAGGAGUCGACCACGUAUGCCGAGGACAUAGCCAAGCUGCGCCAGAAACUGGACGAUUUUCGCCUGAAUCUCGAGCUGGAAAAGCGACAGUGGUGCGCCGAGAAGGACAAGGUUUUGGGAUAUCAGAAGCAGCUGCAGGCCCACUACAUUCACAUGUACCAGAAGCUGCGCUGCCUGGACAGCGGCGGCGGCGGCGGCGGCGGAGGAGCAGCACCUGGACCAGUGGAGACCCACACCAAUGGCCAGUGA
Drosophila takahashii is the source of this 2288-nucleotide messenger RNA. RefSeq lists its product as uncharacterized. The record is from RefSeq and is a predicted model, not a curated record. Lineage: Eukaryota; Metazoa; Arthropoda; Insecta; Diptera; Drosophilidae.